Python bivittatus (Burmese python) is the source of this 1638-nucleotide messenger RNA. The record is from RefSeq and is a predicted model, not a curated record. Lineage: Eukaryota; Metazoa; Chordata; Lepidosauria; Squamata; Pythonidae.
UUUGGAACUAGUUGAUAAAGAGAAGCAAAUUCCAUGGAGACCGAUUGGUUUCAAAAGAAUAAGGGCUGUCAGUGGAAAUUAGGCUUCAGCCUGCAAUGCCCCACUGACCUUGAAAGCCUUGAAGCUCAAGUGCGUGUGCAGUUGAUUGGAAGAGAAUGGAAAAGAGGUUGCUUAAAGUUUUCAGUCUUUGCACAGACUGCAGAAUAAAACGAUGGGUGACGGUUUCCUUUUCUAGAACAGCUUUUCUGAGAUGUAAAUUACCCAGAUGCAUUUAGAGGAACAAACACAUUUGUUUGUUUAAAAGCACUGCUCUGCAACUGAUGCCUCUUCUUCUGAUUGUCCCCACUGGAAUUCUAGCAAGCGGAGUACCGGCAGAAGUUGUUGCAGCUGUUGAUGUGAAUACAGUGGCCAAUGAAGUUUACACACACAAUUUUUCUACCACACCCCUGUGGCCAAAAACGAUUGAGGGAAUAACAUUGAAGGAACUCAACAGGUUAUCUUUUGAUAUGAUUUUGAUGAGUCCUCCUUGUCAGCCCUUUACAAGAAUUGGUCGACAAGAGGGUAUUUCUGACCCUAGGACCAAAAGUUUUCUCUAUAUUCUAGAUAUUCUUCCAAAGCUUACAAGGCUGCCAAAAUACUUACUUUUAGAAAAUGUCAAAGGUUUUGAAACAUCUUCUGCCAGAGAUGAACUUAUACGAACACUAGAAAAAUGUGGAUUUACAUAUCAAGAAUUUCUGUUGUCUCCAACUUGUAUUGGGAUUCCAAACUCAAGACUGAGAUACUUCCUGAUUGCAAGACUCCAUUCAGAGCCCUUUCCUUUUCUAGCACCUGGGAAGAUAUUGACUGAUUUCCCAAGCCAGGAACCAGAGAAUUCAAAGACAUGUAAAGAUGCUGCAGCUGUGACAGAAGCUGGUUCUCCAGUCCUUACCAAAAUGCUCGGCUCUGGCCUUCAUGCUAAUGGCAGGCAGUGCCCACAGAAGAGGGACUUUCUGUAUAAACUUGAAACAGAGACAGAAUUGGAAAGAAAACAGCAGUGGGAUGACAAUCUCUCUUUACAGAUGCUCAAAAAUUUUCUCCAAGAGGAUGGAGAAGGGCUGAGUCAGUAUUCCUUACCAUUGAAGUCUUUGCUACGUUAUGCUCUCCUUUUAGAUAUUGUCAAACCCACUUGCAGAAGAUCUACAUGUUUCACAAAAGGGUAUGGGCACUAUGUAGAAGGAACUGGUUCCGUAUUGCAGAUGGCAGAGGAUAUUCAGCUUGAAUCGGUAUUUAAAUCCUUUGAUGAUUUGUCUGAAGAUGCAAAGCUUAAGAACCUAUCAAUGCUUCAGCUGCGGUAUUUUACUCCUAGAGAAAUAGCAAAUCUGCAUGGAUUUCCCCCUGAAUUUGGUUUUCCUGAAAACAUUACCAUAAAACAGUGUUACCGUCUACUUGGAAACAGCCUCAACGUGUACGUGGUUGCUAAAUUAAUUUCAUUUCUGGUUGAAUCAUACUAAGCGAUGACCUGUUUAAAUGAACUGUCUGGUGGCAUUCUACUAUGUCAGAAUGUGGAUUUCUUCCUUGGAAGAGGAUUGAAUCCGAUUACCAUGGUGCAUUUGUGUGGAAUCUCAUCUUUGUUUAUAAAAUAAAUAACUCUCAAAUGUG